Molecule: messenger RNA, 830 nt
Organism: Medioppia subpectinata
Lineage: Eukaryota; Metazoa; Arthropoda; Arachnida; Sarcoptiformes; Oppiidae
Source: the annotation of a GenBank genome assembly
AGGCCUCGUGUCAGGAGGCGGGCGAUCCUCCCGAGGCGUCGGACGCACUCAAACAGAUACUGAACGCCGCCUACACUAUAGAGGUUAACAUAAAGUCGUCGCAUAAUCUCAUACGAGUUAUUUGGGAAAAAAUGCGACAAAUGGUUCAAACCAUUUCGUGGAAACCCUAUCCCAUUGUGGACUCCGAUUGGAAGAAGUACGUGACCAACGAUGUACUCGACAGUCUCAGCGAAUCCAGACUCGCGAAGAGUAUUUGCCUUCAGUUUAGGGAUCGACUCAAACAUUCGCACGAGAACUUCAUCGCCUCUCUUAAAGAAUUAGAGGCCGUACACUCGGGGCGAAUGCGACGGACGGACGACCGUCGAGAACAGGUCCGCAAGAAUCACGCGCCGGGUUUCGCGAAGUUUGCGUUGGAGUCGACUUCACUAAUCGAUGUCAUUAUUCACGGAAUGCCUCAAUUGGGACGCGAGAUAGGGAGGGGUCAGUACGGAGUGGUCUAUUCGUGCAGUCGUUGGGCCGGUUAUAAUCCGUGCGCAAUCAAGUCAGUGGUGCCGCCGGACGACAAGCACUGGAACGACUUGGCGAUGGAGUUCUAUUACACCCGAUCCAUACCAGAGCACAAAAGAGUCGUUCAAAUUAGAGGUGCGGUCAUUGACUACACAUACGGCGGCGGUAUUACGCCAGCGGUGCUCCUCAUAAUGGACCGAAUGGUCUGCGAUUUGUACGCUGCCAUCAAGAAUGGCUUGGAUUGGAUGGCGAGACUACAAGUGGCCAUCGAUGUGAUACACGGUAUUCGUUACCUUCACGGCCAGGGAUUAGUUCACAGAGAU